Molecule: messenger RNA, 2722 nt
Organism: Dermacentor silvarum
Lineage: Eukaryota; Metazoa; Arthropoda; Arachnida; Ixodida; Ixodidae
Exons: 4
Coding region: 790-2430 (546 amino acids)
Source: RefSeq, a predicted model, not a curated record
UCACUAUUUCGAAUAAAAGUAGCUUGGCUGUUUUGGAAACUGUACAGGUCAGUAUAGAAUUCUUCCGCUGCUUUUACUAUGUCAUCGAAAUUGCUGAUGAUAUUACCAUGCUUAUCUUUCAGUGCAUACAUCUUGCCUUGUCCUAUGCCAAGCUUUCUUCUUACUGAUUUCAUGCUGCGUCCAUAUUUUACUGCUUCCUCAAUCUUUUCCACGUUAUAAUUUUGGAUAUCCCUUACCUUCUUCUUGUUGAUCAGUUUCAGGAGUUCAGCGAAUUCUAUCUGAUCUCUCGAGUUAGACACUUUCAUGUUUUGCCGUUUCUUUAUUAGGUCCUUUUUUACUUGGGAGAGCUUACCUACUGGUUGCCUUGGUGCCUUACCUCCCACUUCGAUUACUGCUUCUGAGAUCACCCUAGUUACGGUUUCAUUCAUUACCUCUAUGUUGUAUUUAUCUUCCUUUUCUAAAGCUGCAUAUUUGUUUGCGAGCACCAGCCUUAAUUGGUCUGUUUUUACCCUUACUGCCUCUAGGUUGGCCUGUUUCCUCUUGACUAAUUUCACUCUUUCUCUCUUCAAAUUGAGAGAAAUCCUAGACCUCACUAACCUAUGGUCACUGCACUUUACCCUACCUAACACUUCUACAUCCUGCACUAUAGGCUCCGUACAGUGAAGUUUGCUGCGAUUGCUGCGCCAUCUGUCGCAGCGCCGCCAACAAUAAUGAGAUGGCCAAAGCGCGCGGAGGUAUACGUAGGCGCGGCAUCGCUGGUGCUGUUCGGUCGUUUCUGGCGUUGAGACAAUGUCAUCCUUCAGCUCGACUAAUUCUGAUCCAUCGACUGAAAACGUACGAAAAAGGAAGAGGAACAAGUGCCGGUACUGCUGCGUAAAAAACUGCCACAGCCACGAAGGCCAGCCUGGCGUGAAAUUGUACCGAUUUCCAGGCCGUCCGUGGGAGCAAGAACGACGCAAAAGAUGGAUUGUUGCAGUUCGAAGAGUAAACGAGAACGACGGCUCGCCGUGGAUGCCGACUCAGGCGAGCAGGAUCUGCUCCAAACACUUCGUGAACGGCGCAAAAAGCACGAUAGCGACACACCCUGGCUAUCACCCAACUAUCUUCCCGGAUGUUUACAAAGUUCGUCCUAUAAAAUCAACCGACCAGCUGUCGAGGUAUGGAAGGUGGAAGAAAAGAGACGAGGUAAAGUCAGUGGCAACCGGAGAAGGUUGUUGCACCAUUGCCAGUACGGAUACCACACGGGGCAGCCAAGACACAGAUGCAGACACUGCAGGUCACAAUUACUCUUUGCGUCCACCUGGCUUGGAGCUGCUCUGCGCUGCUGCUGCAUCACUACAGGUGGCACAAGAAGAUAAGGCAUGCCAAACUGACGGUGAUUUUGCGGCCUCCAGCAGCUUUAGUGUUCUGUUGUGUUCUUUGCAGGGUAACGAAUCAUGCACCCAGGUUGAGCACAAAAGUGUUUGUAGCGCAGCAGUUCAGUGCAAACCGCCCAUGACUUCACGCCAUAGUGGAUUUGACCACAGAACUAGCUGCUUCACUGGCUAUCAAAGUGUCAAACAGUGCGCGCCUGCUGUCAGGGACCUGUGUGGAGUGACACUAGAUGUGUUUGCUCUACUAAUGAGCAUAAUGCCAGCCUGUGCAGAGCGUAGCUGUGACAUUCCAGUAGCAGACAGGGUUUUGAUGUUUCUGAUGAAGCUUAAGCUGGGCAUCAGCUAUUCAUCUCUCGCAGUACUCUUUUCAGUGAGUCGAAAUACAGUGUCGCGCCACUUUAAUAGUGUCCUGAGAACUCUGAGAACUGCCACCCAGAAGUGGAUUUUUCGUCCCCCAGCUCAUGUAAUAAUGAAAACAAUGCCCGAGUGCUUCAAAGAAAACUACCCAGGCUGUUCAAUGAUAAUAGACUGUACCGAGGUGCGUACAGAACAGCCUAGCACUGUGCAGCAGCAACGAGUUCUUUACUCCCACUAUAAAGGAGGAUAUACUCUAAAGUUUCUUGUGGGCAUUACCCCGUGUGGUGCAGUUUGCUUCUGCUCAAAGGCCUACGGUGGAAGAUGUUCUGAUGCAUACAUCACUGUAGAUUCUGGAUUUUUAGACUUAGUGCAGCCAGGGGAUGUGGUCAUGGCUGACAAAGGAUUUCCGGGGAUAAAGUCUGGGUUGGAACAGGUACAAGCUGUGUUGGUGAUGCCUCCCUUUCUACAAAACAGUGACCAGUUCAGUGAGAGGGAGGUAACAGAGACGUACAAUAUUGCACAGGUUCGUAUUCAUGUUGAAAGAUUGAUCCAGAGAAUUAAGUGUUACAAUAUCCUUAAUACUAGAGUGCCCACAGAGCUGAUCUCGGCAAUGAGUGACGUGUUUCAUGUAUGCUGUGUUCUUGCUAACUUGCAGCCUCCAAUCAUUCGUGAAAGGGGGUCUGCAGGUGAAAGCGUGUAAUAUUAUAUUUUGAUGUGUUAAAUUCAUGACUCCGAUCUCAGACUGUUAUGCUUACUAGGUUUCGAGCUUAUUUAAGUCUUAUAUAAACCAAACAUAGUGAUGAAGGCGUAUGUGUGAAGUUCCAUUGAAUGUAUGCGAGUGUUUGUGUUUAAAAGCUAGUACUGUAUAGUUACUAGGACAGUUCUGUGAAGUUAUUUGCCAGACUGCAUUCUUUCUAAAAGGAAUGUUAAGCUAUCAAUCUUGUAAGUCGUGCCUUGCAAUGUAAAUAAAAUUUCCUAUGUGUUCUUUUGAA